AUGUUCUGUGGGAAAGUAGCUGGACGCCCCCAAUCUCGAUUCGCAUUAUCGUCCUCCUCGAAGGCAUCCCGUGGUCGUCAGGUGGCAAUUAAAUCUCCACCAACCAGUCGGUCACAUUCACCUGAGUUUAUGUCGUUCUUCGGCCGCACCUACAACAACCUGUCAUCGAUUUCGGAGUGCAAAAACAACGGAGAAUGUGUAAUCAACAAGAAGAACCGCACCGCCUGCAAAGCCUGUCGAUUGCGCAAAUGUCUGGUAGUGGGAAUGUCCAAAAGUGGAUCUCGAUACGGUCGUCGCUCGAAUUGGUUCAAGAUACACUGUUUGCUGCAGGAACAACAGGCCCACAAAAAUAGCAGUAAUAAUAAUAACAACAGUUUAACGAGUAAUAAUAACAACAGUGGAAGUGAAACCGGAAGUAGCAACAACAACGGAAGCAGUAACGGUAACAGUGGGAACAGCACUUCACCAGCCUUGCUGCCAAAUGGGUUCCUGCCUACGAAUUUCCUCUCGAAUCUGUGUAACAAUAAUAACAACACAUUGAACAACAACAACCUGAAGGUGAAACGGGAACUGAAGAGGCCAAGCUCAGCAAGCGAUUCUGGAGCAUCCUCUGCAGAUCUCGAUGAAAGCUCGGUACUAAAAGAUGCCUUCCUGAGUCACAGUCGGAAUCUGUCCCCGAAGGUCGAAAUACCGGAAAUCACUUUGACCAAAAUCAGCCCUAAAGUUAGUCGAACUUCCUCGAGUUCCUCAUCCUCGACGAUUACGAAUGCCACCGAAAGUUUCCGACCGCUACUAGAUCGGAUAUCGCCAUUUCUUCCCCACGCACCAUUCCGACCGGAAGCAUCACCCUUCUUUCCGAUUCCUUUCGCGCUUCCUCCAGUGACAUUGGGACUUGUGCCACCCAGCAGCAAACAUCCGGACAACCAUCAACACGAGCAACACGAACCGAUCGACCUGUCUAUGAAGUCGAAGUCAUCCUCCUGCUCCGGAUCACCGCUGGGAUCCAGCUCACCCUUGCUGGAGCCAACGGAACCCACCGAUCUACUUCCGAUGGCUGCAAGCCCACCUCGGCCGGUUCCAUUGGAUCUCACUUUUGGUAGGGCGAAAGCUCUAUCCGGGUGAAUUUUAUUAAAAUCCUAAAGAGUUGGUUUUAAAAUAGUGUUACAAUGUAGCAAACACUCGUGAAAAUUGUGUUCGGAAAAUUGAUUGAACGAUAAUGAUAUACCAAAAGUGCCAAAACGAUCUUUGAUAAUGUUAUUGUAUUCUUCGAUAAAUAAGCAGAACUCCUCGCAUUGUAAAAAAAAACAAAAACUGAAAGAAAAGAAAAAUCGGCACAGCUGGCGAAAGAAUUUAAAUUAAUACAAGAAAUAAGUCUUACAGUUUUAAAUUCUAUUUUUGAUAAAAUUUUAUAAACUCUGUUUGAGACUUGAAAAAAGAGUGCUAACCACUACAAUGCUUGAGCUUUAAGUAUUGUGAAUCAAGUAACUAUUUGCCAGUACAGUACAGGGGAUAGUUGAAGCCAGUUUAAAUGGUAAAUUAAUAAAGCAACAAUAAAAGACGAGAAUUGAAUGAUUUGAACAAAACUAAAGUUUCGCUGUAUCACUGGAAUCAAUGAAAAAAUUCUAAAAAAAUUCUAUAGUUUGAAAAAAUUGCCAGUCUAAAAGUGAAAAAAAAAUACAAUAAAACCAGUUCAACUUAAAUAGACAGUUACAUUUGAGCCACGAAUAAAUUUAUUGUUAUUAUGUUUUUCAAAACAUGAAACAAUUUGAGGAGAACCUAAGAUAUGUCUGAAAUAUAUUUUUUCAGAAACAAAAUCACUAAAGUU
Molecule: messenger RNA, 1825 nt
Organism: Uranotaenia lowii
Lineage: Eukaryota; Metazoa; Arthropoda; Insecta; Diptera; Culicidae
Product: protein embryonic gonad-like
Exons: 2
Coding region: 1-1122 (373 amino acids)
Biological process (GO): regulation of DNA-templated transcription
Molecular function (GO): sequence-specific DNA binding; zinc ion binding; DNA-binding transcription factor activity
Source: RefSeq, a predicted model, not a curated record